Molecule: messenger RNA, 799 nt
Organism: Aspergillus novofumigatus IBT 16806
Lineage: Eukaryota; Fungi; Ascomycota; Eurotiomycetes; Eurotiales; Aspergillaceae
Exons: 2
Coding region: 178-594 (138 amino acids)
Source: RefSeq, a predicted model, not a curated record
UUUCCUUUUUCAGCCAAACAUCUUCUAGCGCCUUAUACUGUCGAGCUACGCGACCUCUUUUGGCCAGAUUUAGCCAGACUUAGCCGUAUGCAUGCAUAGACAGCACCAUCAACUCUUCUUUCUACUGGAUCUACUCUACAAACUAGCCACUAUUCGACUUGGUCUGACGAAUUAGCGAUGUUUCUUUUCGGUUGCGUCGGCGUAUAUCUGGUUCUCCUUUGUCGUGCAUCGGGCCUGGGAAUGGCUUUCUACGAGCAUUCAAGACACUUGCAUCUACACAGGCACAACAGGACAGAGUGUGUUUGUCGAGCGAUCGACAGGAACCUUCCAUUCUUAUUUUGUAUUCGGGGUUGCGUUUCUACGUUUCUCGUCUUGCGUGGGAUUCUAUUGCAUUUGAUUGUGGACGUGACUGAGCGACGGCGGCCAUCCUCUUACGACUAUUAUGAUACGAUGUAUAUGACUCUUUGUUAUCAUCUUGAUGUUUCUGCUUAUCUGGUUUUUGAUCUGGACAGCCGGGCUGCCAUUGCAGGUGGUCAUUCGAGCGUUUUCUCUGCCUUUCUGCUGCAGGCACCUUUCCAACUGGAAGUGGCCUGAUUUUCUUCUUUCAUAUACUCUCAUGACCCGGUCAUUCCACCUGGUCCUGAUAUUGUACAUGGAAGAUUGCAUGACUGGCGUUGAUGCACUUUCUUUUCUUGGGCUCGUUGUUCGUGCCUGACCACUCUUUUCUGACGAAUUUACUUUGUUGGACAUGAAAAUUAUACGAUGUCAUGUUAUGUAUAUAUUAAUGUUACGGGCAGAA